AUGAACUGGCUUAAAUCAACCCUCGCGAGCGUUGCCGGUACGCAAGAACCGGUUUACGGUCCAGAGGCCAUUCAGCCCAUCGCUCAACAGGCGCAAGAAGUCCCUUAUACUGAACUGACCAAGAAUGACUUACGGUGGCGCGCGUACAAUUACACAAAUGUCGAGACUCAGACCUUCUACAUUAUGGCCGACAAUGGCGCCCUAGUCUUUGUUCAGAUCAUCUACAGCAACAUCGUAGGAAUCCACACUACGGCUCAGUUCAACUGCAAAAUCUUCAAUCUCAAGGGGGACGCACCCCACAUUUGGCACUCCGAUCCCCUAUCCAACUUCAUGUUCGACGAGAGCAUGCUUGCCUUUUGGGCCGACAACAUUUCUCUGACCCUUAACGAGGAGGGAGACACCUAUACCUUGAAGUCUGCCGUGAAUGAUGACUGUUUGGUGAAUCUGACGUUUGCCCGCGCCACCCCGGGGUUCGUCAUCGGCAAGGACGGCACCACCUACUUUGGCACGGACCCUGCGAACCCAUGGGGCUCCAUGCGUCAUGCCUUUUGGCCUCGUUGUUCCGUGGAGGGAACAAUCACAGCCAAGGAGCAGAGUUAUGACAUGAAAGGCCGGGGCAUGUUCAUUCAGGGUCUCCAGGGCAUGAAACCCCAUCAUGCUGCUGCGCGAUGGAACUUUGUAAACUUCCAGACUCCCUCGUACACGGCCGUUAUGAUGGAGUAUACCACUCCCCCGUCGUACGCGUCGACUGUGGUCAAUGUCGGUGCCAUUGUCAAGGACGGAGAAAUUAUCUAUGCCGGGAUCAAUAACUCUGCCACACACACGGAGGCAGGCCAGGACCCGGAAAGUGAUUGGCCCGAGCCCAAGUCCAUCAAAUGGGCGUGGGAGGGCAAGACACAGGAUGGUAAGGAUGUUUCCGCUGAACUUGAUGGACCGGUCGGCAAAAGACUGGACCGUAUCGACGUGAUGGCCGAAGUUCCCGGGUUCAUCAAAUCCAUCGCUGGCAGUGUCGCUGGCACACGGCCAUAUAUCUUCCAGUAUUCACCUCAAGAGAAGCUGACUCUUAAGGUCAAAAUCGGCGAUACUGAAUUCGCCGAAGAGGGAACAAUGUUCUCCGAGGCGACAUUCAUCUCCUGA
This is a messenger RNA of Aspergillus tanneri, 1137 nucleotides long. RefSeq names its product survival factor 1 family protein (gene SVF1). The record is from RefSeq and is a predicted model, not a curated record. The transcript is spliced from 5 exons. Gene Ontology annotation, cellular component: cytoplasm. Gene Ontology annotation, biological process: response to oxidative stress. Bases 1 to 1137 code for a protein of 378 amino acids. NCBI's taxonomy places the organism in Eukaryota, Fungi, Ascomycota, Eurotiomycetes, Eurotiales, Aspergillaceae.